This is a messenger RNA of Lucilia sericata (common green bottle fly), 3043 nucleotides long. It is a transcript of the gene acj6, whose product is annotated as inhibitory POU protein. The transcript is spliced from 9 exons. NCBI's taxonomy places the organism in Eukaryota, Metazoa, Arthropoda, Insecta, Diptera, Calliphoridae. Gene Ontology annotation, biological process: regulation of transcription by RNA polymerase II. Gene Ontology annotation, molecular function: RNA polymerase II cis-regulatory region sequence-specific DNA binding; DNA-binding transcription factor activity, RNA polymerase II-specific. The record is from RefSeq and is a predicted model, not a curated record. Bases 847 to 1986 code for a protein of 379 amino acids.
UGUGAAAUCUGUUCGGGUCCGUUUAGUUUAAACAAUAGCAGAGAUACUUACUUCAACAAUUCGUGAGCCAAAUACUACUUGAGAUAAAAUAAUAUAAUAAUACAUAAUUAUACCCAUAACAGUGCGUGUUAAAGUUAAACUCAACUAUCUAUCUAUCCAACUAACUAACUAACUUAUCAACCAGCCAGCCAGUCAUUCAGUCAGUCAGUCAACCAAACAAACAACCAAAUAACCAACCUACUUUAUAAUUUAUAAAUCCUAUUUGUAAUUCAUAGUUUAUUAGUAUUUGUUAUUUGCAUUAUCAAUUGUGAUCAAUUUAUAAUAAUUAAAGUUUAAUAUACAAAUGAUUUCGAUUAGAUCUAAAUCAAAAUAACUAUACAAACUAUACACACGUACUCUAACUACUAUAUCGCUCUAAAACAAACACACACACACGUGCGAAUUACUCGUAAAUCAAAUUUAAAAUUCGAUUGCAACAACGACAACGAUAACAAUUCGCAAUUACAAUUACAAUUCGCAUACGUUUCUUUCGUCCGAUAAUUGUGCAUUAAUAAAUAUAAGAAAGUAAAUUCAGUGUGCAAUAAAAUUAAAAAAAAUAUAUAUAUAAAACAAAAAAAUAAAUUAAUAAAAAGCAACAAUAAAGUUGCAAAAAUAAGCAAAUAAUUACAAUCCAUUUGAAGGAAAUAUUAAUUAAUUUGAUUUUAGUUUUUUUGUAUUCAGUUUGUGUCCUGCUUAAAAGCAGGAUUUGUGUUUAAAUUUUAAUUAAAGUGCUUCAAAAUUUAUUCGCCAACGACUUUUGACGCCUCAAGGGCGUUCAAAUUGGAGGAAGAUUUUGUGGGUGGCUGCAUGACCAUGUCGAUGUAUUCAUCGACGGAUAAAAUGAAAAUGUCAGCACCCAGUUGUUUUCCAGGUCGAUAUAGUCCAUCAUAUCGAAGUUCAGAACAAAUGAGGAGAUGUAUGCCAAAUCCUUCGACUCGUUUGUUAGAAGAUGCAUCCCUUUUAUGCAAUUCAUGGUCAGCACGCCAGAAUGGUGAUAUAUUUGCUGGAAUCAAUGAUGGAAUUCUUAGCAGAGCGGAAGCACUUGCGGCAGUUGACAUUGGAAAACAUCAAGCCUCUCAUGUACAUCCUUCACAGAUGACCUCCCAAAUGAAACACGAUGUUAUGUACCAUCAUCACAGUAUGGGCGGACCUCCACAAAGACCGUUACAGAUGCAUCAUUCCAUGGACCAACUGGAUAUGCUGGAUCCAACGGGUUCAAUGACAACACUCGCCCCCAUUUCAGAAACGCCUUUAACACCUACGCACCAACAUUUACAUGGAUCCUACCAUAGUAUGAACCAUAUGAUGAGUCAUCAUCAUCCAAGUAGUUUAAGUGGACAUUCUGCGGGUCACCAUGGUCAUUCUGCAGUACAUCAUCCUGUGAUAACGGCCGCAGUAGCGGCGGCGGGUCUACAUCCGGAUACCGAUACAGAUCCUAGAGAACUUGAAGCCUUUGCCGAGCGAUUUAAACAACGAAGAAUAAAACUAGGAGUCACACAAGCGGAUGUUGGUAAAGCACUAGCGAAUUUAAAGUUACCUGGAGUUGGGGCACUUUCACAAAGUACAAUCUGUCGUUUUGAGAGUCUAACACUGUCGCACAAUAAUAUGAUUGCGCUUAAGCCUAUUUUACAAGCGUGGCUUGAAGAGGCCGAGGCACAGGCGAAAAACAAAAGACGAGAUCCCGAUGCCCCAAGUGUACUUCCUGCUGGCGAAAAGAAAAGAAAAAGGACUUCCAUUGCGGCACCUGAAAAGCGAUCUCUGGAAGCGUACUUUGCCGUACAACCGAGGCCAUCUGGGGAGAAGAUAGCUGCCAUUGCUGAGAAGCUGGACCUUAAGAAGAAUGUGGUGAGAGUCUGGUUCUGCAAUCAGAGACAAAAACAAAAACGUAUUGUUAGUAGCGUUACACCUUCGAUGACUGGACACGGUUCGGCGGGGUUUGGUUACUGAUAGUCGAUGUUUCCUGGAGAGCACUACAUGUAGAGUUAUCAACAACACCUCCCCAACACAAGGACAUGAGCACCCCAAUCAACACCAAGCUAUGAAGACGAUGACAGAGACGCCGACCAAGAUGAAGACGACUGAGAUGAAGACCACUAAGACGAAGAAGAAGACGUUGAGCGAGCGUGAGUGCACUUAUCCUCCUACAUCAACCCCAUUCAUAAUGACAUGGAUUCACACCCUAUUUGCCAACAAUCAAAUGCGAAUAUUUAUGGAACGAUCAAUGCAAACAAUGGACCAACAUAUCAAAUGCAAUAACAUUACUACUAAUGAAAAAUUUUAUAAACUGGACACUACGACAUUCGCCUGUAUAAUAGUAAUACAUACUUCUGAGACCUUCAAGGGAUUCUGAACGUUCUUUAAUUUUAAGAAAACACAACAAUAAUAAAAAUAAUAAUACAUAAUAACACAAUGUCGUGGUAUCUAUGCUUCCUUUAGAUUAUUUACUAUUUAUUAGUUAACUACAUACAAGAAGAAGAAAACAAAACAAAAAAACACAACUGCAUGUUUCGGGCCCAAUAGAAAACAAUUUUCUUUGGAAUGAACUUCAACAAAACAAUUUGAAACGUAUGGAAACGGAAAUGGAAAUGGAAAGAAAAGAAAUGAAAAUAAAUCUAACCAAGCACUUGAAAAUGCAACGAAUUUAAAAUGUUGCCAAACUAUAAGUACAUAAACAAAUAAAUACAUAGAUUAUAUAUAUUUAAAUAAAUGAUUAUUAUAUACAGAUACAUUAGUAAAUGGAUACAUACAUGCACUCAUAUACAUAUAAAUACAUAUGUAUGUAUGUUUGUAUGUAUGUAUGAGUAUAUAGGAUAAUAAUUAUAAUAAUAUUGAUGAUUAAUAUUGUGUGAUGAUCAUCGAUGAUUUUAAUGAACUUUUUACAAAAUAAGACUAGAUUUGUACAGAUUAGAAUUAUACACUUGUAAAUGUAUGUAAACAUUUCAAUAAUAACAAGAAAAAUAAAAUAAAAACAAAUAAACCUAAUAAUAAAUUUAAAAAGAACAAA